Molecule: messenger RNA, 1355 nt
Organism: Colletotrichum scovillei
Lineage: Eukaryota; Fungi; Ascomycota; Sordariomycetes; Glomerellales; Glomerellaceae
Exons: 2
Coding region: 266-1156 (296 amino acids)
Source: RefSeq, a predicted model, not a curated record
GUUUCCAGCUCUUCUCCAAGUUCGCUCCCCCGCCACCUCAUUAAUUUCUCGUUGCUCAUAUUAUCCUCGUACCUUGUCCAUAGAAUUGCCAUUCUACGUUCCUUGCUUUUGUUCUAUUGUUCUGUUGUUCUUUUGUUGUAGUUGUGCUCUGAUCUGAGAGACCCGCAUCCACUCCCGCCUGAUCCGCUCUGCUCUAGUCGCAGCCCGAAAGCUACUAUCUCUCACCGCCGCUAAGUAACCUUAGGGUGUCCUGCUUCCCGAGACUAUGGACAGCCGGCCGGUUGCAACCGCGUCUGGUCCGUACACUGGACCCGGCUCCUACCCUCCACCACCUUCUGGAGCGCCGCCGGGGGUCUCAGUCGACCCGUACUCGCGGCCGCCUCAGUCUACCACACCCACGGCUCCGUACCCUGGGACAGUCUAUGGAGGACCGCCUCCCGGGCCGACGAGUAUAGCUCCAGUUGAGCACAUGUCUGGCCCUGCAGCCUAUCCAAAUCCUCACUCUCAGCAGGCUAGCAUGGUGGAGGGUCCGCGCCCUUCAGCUGCCUUGAACCCUCUUACUACGACGACGCAGGACCUGAAAACGGUCAAGACCGGGACCCAAUUUGCGCUUCGGGAGUAUUUGUCUCUGCAGAGAAAGAGAGGCCGACUGGAUGGUGCCAUGUCGUUAGAGUUGGAGGAUCAGAUCAGGGCCCAAGGUCGUGUCCUGCUAGGUGAUCUUAAGGUUUUGCGGAAGGAGGUCGGAACCCUAAUCAAAGAUGGCGAAAAUCACCGCUGGAGAAACUGGCUCAUUGGUGGAGCUGUAGCAACCUUCAUCCCAGCUGUGAAGCGCAUCUUCCGCCGCCCUUCUGAUAAGACGGAAACCGACGUCCAGGCGUCUAACAGCACCGAGUACGCAUUCUGGCGCAGUAAAGCACUGGUAGCCCGGAUCAAGGAUAGUCUCCUGGGCCGCAACAGCUUCGCCAGCAUCGCCUUCUUUGUCUUUGCCGUACUCUACGUCUUCACCAACGAAGUUUCUCUGCAGGUGGCCAAGACCGUGUCGAAGCGAUUGAAGCGACUGAGUGCCAAGAUCGAGAGAGGCGAUGUGGAGGUUGUCGACCAAGACAUGAAGCUGCUUGAAGGCUGGCGGUGGAGAGUUCUCAUGUGGGGACAGUGAUUUACGCGAGGCAUGAUGCAUAUGUGAGCAUGUAUGACGGACAUGAGAAAACGACAGCGUUGCAUAGCAUGGAAGCGUGCAAGUUUCGAUUUGUUUUCGGAGCUUUUAUACAUUUGGAAAACCAACUACAGACAUGUUUGUGGUCAUCAGUACUCUACACCACAAGAUAGCACUUUCGAUAUAUCACCAGCUCGCACCA